Molecule: messenger RNA, 2836 nt
Organism: Amyelois transitella
Lineage: Eukaryota; Metazoa; Arthropoda; Insecta; Lepidoptera; Pyralidae
Product: BAG family molecular chaperone regulator 2
Exons: 4
Coding region: 166-768 (200 amino acids)
Biological process (GO): protein stabilization
Molecular function (GO): adenyl-nucleotide exchange factor activity; protein-folding chaperone binding
Source: RefSeq, a predicted model, not a curated record
GACAUUUGUCUUCUUCGUUUCUCGGUGUCUGCUAGAAAAUUUUAUUGUAGAAAUUGAGGCGGAUCAAUUAUUACUCGAUAAAGUGACAAAACAAUCUUCAAAAAUCACCGGUGUGUUUAAUUAGCAUUUAAACUGGCAGUGAGUGAUAAGGAUAAGUCUCUUAAAAUGGAAGUGGACCAGUUCGCAAAUGAAUGGAGUUACGCCGGCGAAGGGUCUCGACUGCCCCUUAUCGACGAGUCGUCGGCUUUGGGGACACAGCCGCCAAAAGACAGAUUGAUAGCAGUAUUGGACCAGGUGGAAAUGCGAGUGGAGCGCUUGCGUCGUGACACGGUGCGCAUCGAGGAGGAGCGGGACUCCCUGCUUUCGACCCUCGACAGCAUCAAGCAGUCGGAGCUGUUGGCUGAAGUCACCGAGUGUGAUAAAGACGAUAUAAUGAGAUACGCGGAGAGGAUCCUGUCUCGCGCCAUGACAGUAGAGGUGGCGGUGCGCACCGACCGAGAUACGCAACAAGAGGAGGCUUUGCACCAGGUGAACAUGUAUAUAGAUCAGCUAGUAGUAUCUGUGCAAGCUGACGCGGUAGUGGCCCACACUCGCUGCCUCACCUACAUGAACGCCUGCACCUCCCAGCCCGACCCCAACACCGGGACGGACAAGAACUUCGAGACUGCCAUCCUCGGCUGCACCCUGGACGACCAGAAACGAGUCAAGAAACGCCUCCAGGGCCUCCUAGACUACUUCGCUAAAUUGAACGUGACCACUUGCUCGUGAGUCCAGGAAUUCAUGCGGGAGAAGCUCGUCAUCAAAUGAUUCAGCUUUUUGUUUGUGCGGAGAAGAAGCGAGUGAUCUGUGUCUUUUAUGUCUUUUUGUUAUGAAGCUUUGAUAAGUCAUACAGAAUUCCAGUGCUGAUGAUGUCUGAGUGUUUAUUUUUUGUUGUGCAUAUAAAAGACAGUUGUUAAGCCAAAGUCCGUUCUUUAUAAAGCAUUUCUGGUAUAGCUAGAUCACAUUCACUUAAGUCGAUCAAUGCAGGCCUAAUAUACAUUAAAAACAAUAGCUAGAAUCGAAAUAGAAUUGGUCACUUUAGCUUUUUCUUGGUAAAAUAUUGACACCAUGCAUCAUCUAUCAUAUUUUAUGAAAAUAAUUUGCAUUUGAUAGCUCUAUUCUUGAAGAAAGAGGAUGUUACCUUGUCCCGCGGUUUCAUAGCGGGAGGUAUAUUUGUAAUUCCAAUACCACAUAAUUCCAUCUUAGUCUACAUUAUCUAGUAUAGAUUGUGGUUAAAUUUAGCUAGAAAAAAUUGUAAUGAAUAUUAUUCUUGAUUAUCAUUCAUAAUAAUUUUUGAAAAUUUGUGUCAACGUGUGGACGAAGCUAUUGGCUACUUUAAUGUUUAGCAAACAUAGCUGAGAAAGCAUGGAAUAUGUCAUAUUUUAAGGCGUUUUCCAUUAUGAAAAAUGUUUGCCUCUCCGACUCGACUUAUAAUAAUAAUAUUAAAUACGAGCUUCUUGUCUAGCAUACGAUGGGAAGUAGAAGUGUUACAUAAAGAUUUUGAAAUUCCACUGUAAGAAAAAAAAGAUUCGUGUUUUCAUCUCGGCCACAAGAAAAUCCAUUACUUGACAUUACCUCCAAAAUCUUGAUCACCAGGGCAUGCAUUGACUCCCAGGCGGGUUCGCCGGGUCAUUAUUUCGUGUUUGUAAAUACUGUUUACUUGCAGAAUUAAUGCCUCUAUUCUAUAAGCAAACAAUAUGUACAUACAUGCAUAUAAUAACGUCUUUAAUCCUUACUAGGCAGACAGAGCCAACAGUCUCGAAAAGACUGAAAGGCGUUUUACUGUUAUAUUUAGUCACUAUAAUCACUGUUAAAGUAGUGUCGGUUCUUCGGCCUUGUGGUCGAAUGGAUUAAUGAUCAAACGAUCUGUUCUGUGGCUCAGAGGGGUGGUUACAAGCUUUGGCAAAUGUGAUAUAUGUAUAGUUAGCAGAGGAAGCUAUAGUGAUUCCAUAUAAUAUGUGUAUAAUUGUAUUCUAGUGGAUAAAUAUACGUAUUCACGCAUUUAGCUUGUAAAGCCCAGUUUGUCAAAGUUUCUAAACACAUUUUUAAAAUGUUUUAACUAAUUGUAAUUUAUUAUUUUAACUAAAUCGACUGUUGUCUAAUUAACCAGUUUUAAGCAUCACUAGAUAGAUUCUAAGUCGAUUUUAGAAAUAUUAAUUUCGAGUGUAAAGUUGUUUUGAAGCUAGUCUUCAUUUUGAUCUGUGGAAACGUGAUUUUUUUUAUACCUCUUAUACAUAAUUUACAGACCCAUAUGGUUUGGAACUUUGUUAAUAAGUGUACUCUAUGUAUACCUUCCUACUUAAAUAAUAGUGACUUAAAAAUAUUUUCAAAUAAAUAUCUUUAUUUAAUGUAAACAAUGUUUCCUGUUUUGUAUAUUUCACAAUUGUAUAAAAUAUGAUACAGAAGGUCUUUAAAUUUUUUUGCUCAAUAUUGGGGAUACUGCCGUAAACACGUAUCCGCUUUGGUUCUAUACCCAAAAACAGUAUGUCAAAUUUGAAUUUAAAAUUAUUCGUCACGUUGUGAUUGACAGAAAUAUACGGCCAAUCACAAAUCAAACACUGAGUUCUAAAUUAGGAUUGGCUAAGGAGCUAUCAAAAUAACUUAGGUAUAGAAAAACUUCUUUUUUAUUAUUUGUAAAAAUUCGUCAAUGCCUUUCGAACCUAUUUGUAAACAUGUAGAUAGAUAAUACACAUAAUUGAAUUUUUGUAGGUCGUCGAAAAACAAGAAGGAAGCUACUUUUGUUAUUAAAAUGUGUAGUAUGAAUAAUUUUCGUAACAAUAAAUUGUUUUUCGCAACA